Cydia strobilella is the source of this 4086-nucleotide messenger RNA. It is a transcript of the gene Myo61F, whose product is annotated as unconventional myosin IC. Gene Ontology annotation, molecular function: microfilament motor activity; actin filament binding; ATP binding. Lineage: Eukaryota; Metazoa; Arthropoda; Insecta; Lepidoptera; Tortricidae. The coding region runs from base 393 to 3494 and encodes 1033 amino acids. Gene Ontology annotation, cellular component: cytoplasm; vesicle; myosin complex. The transcript is spliced from 22 exons. The record is from RefSeq and is a predicted model, not a curated record. Gene Ontology annotation, biological process: vesicle transport along actin filament; actin filament organization.
GAUGGAAAACACACAACAGAAGGAUGACACAGAAAGCUCUUUGACCGACCGUCUGGCUGUAUGACGCCAACGCCACCAGUCCUUUACCCACUCUCGCAACGAGACCAUGUCACGCGCGCGGCAUUCAAACUAACUGGCCGUUAACGAAAUAAAUUUCGAAUUUAGAAUCGCUGGAUGAUAGUGUUUUGGUUUUGUUUUUUUUUUAUAAAAAGGGCUGGGAAAAUAUUUCCAGCCAACGUCCAAAGAUAACAAGUGAUAGUGAUAAGCGAUCGAUCUGUUUGCCCACGUUUUCGGCAAAUUAAAAGUGUAGUGCAGUGAUGCAUUGUGUGAGAACUUGGAAUCGGGUUCAGGUUUGAGCGAGUUUGCUGCGGCCGGUAUCGGUGGCCGGCGCGAUGGAGCACGCGCUGCAACAUCGCGAGCGCGUCGGCGUGCAGGACUUCGUGCUGCUCGAAGACUAUCAGUCUGAGGCCGCCUUUAUUGACAAUCUGAGGAAAAGGUUCCACGAGGGAAUUAUAUAUACGUACAUCGGCAACGUGCUUAUCUCCGUGAACCCUUACAAGAACCUGCCCAUCUACACCGAAGAAAAGAUCAAGCAGUAUUACAAGAAAGCCUUUUUUGAGGCACCUCCACAUGUAUUCGCGAUCGCCGACAACGCCUACAGGUCACUAGUUUACGAACACAGGGAACAAUGCAUACUGAUCUCAGGCGAAUCCGGCUCUGGAAAGACCGAAGCCUCCAAAAAAGUUCUAGAAUACAUCGCAGCACGUACCAAGCACCUUCGGACCGUCGAGACAGUCAAAGACAAACUGCUGCAGACCAACCCCUUGCUGGAGGCCUUCGGCAACGCCAAGACAAACAGGAAUGACAACUCUAGCCGCUUCGGAAAGUACAUGGACGUCCAGUUUAAUUAUGAAGGCGCUCCGGUCGGAGGCCACAUCCUCAAUUACUUGUUGGAGAAGUCCCGCGUAGUCAGCCAGAUGAGAGGCGAGAGGAACUUCCACAUCUUCUACCAGCUGCUGGCCGGCGCGGACCAGGAGAUGAUGAACUCCCUCCGUCUGCAGGGAAGACCAGAUGCUUACAAGUUCUGCGACACUACGGAUUCGCACACACAAGCAUCCAAGAUAAACGACGCCGACCAGUUCCGCACCAUCCGCGACGCCAUGAAGGUCAUCGAGAUCGGCGAAGCUGAGCAGGCCGAGAUCUUCCAGAUUGUUGCCAGCGUUCUGCACUUGGGAAACGUCAAAUUUGUGCAGAACGACAAGGGCAAUGCGGAGAUCUUGACGCAUGACGCUAGCAGCGGCAAUGUUGCUGAGCUUCUCAAAGUGGACUCCACAAAACUGCGUUCAGCCCUCACCAGUCGUACGAUCGACGCCCGUGGAGAUGUGGUCAACACUCCCUUAGAUGUCGAGCAAGCUCAGUUUGCCAGAGACGCCCUAGCCAAAGCCAUCUAUGAUAAACACUUCAGCUGGCUUGUGAAGAGAUUGAAUGCUUCGCUGGCGCCCGCUCAGUUUAGUGACAGGGAUUCUGUUAUCGGCAUUCUGGAUAUCUACGGAUUCGAGAUCUUCCCUAAGAACUGCUUCGAGCAGUUCUGUAUCAACUACUGCAACGAAAAACUGCAGCAGCUGUUCAUCCAGCUGACCCUCAAGCAAGAGCAGGAAGAGUACCUCCGCGAGGGUAUCGAGUGGGAGCCGGUCGUCUACUUCAAUAACAUUGUCAUCUGCGACCUUAUUGAGGCCCGGCAUCAAGGUAUUAUCUCGAUCCUGGACGACGAGUGCCUGCGGCCUGGAGAUGCUACGGACGGUAGUUUACUCGAGAAACUGAACCAGCGUCUAGAUAAACACAAACACUACAAGGGUCAUCGCAAUGUCGACACCAAGACGCAGAAGCUGAUGGGACGAGAUGAAUUCUGCAUCGUCCACUACGCGGGUGAAGUGACGUACAGCGUGAGAACCUUCCUCGAAAAGAACAAUGAUCUACUGUUCCGAGACAUUCAGGCCCUCAUGGCUACUAGCGGGAACACCAUCGUCGAACAAUGCUUCAAGGACGCCAACCUGAGCAGCAAGAAGAGGCCCGAGACCGCCAUCACGCAGUUCAAGAACUCCCUCAACGACCUAAUAAAGAUCCUCAGCAGCAAGGAGCCUUCGUACAUCCGCUGCAUCAAGCCCAAUGACUUCAAGAUGCCUAUGCAAAUGGACGACAAGCUGAUCUCUCACCAAGUGAAGUACCUCGGUCUGAUGGAGAACCUGCGCGUGCGACGCGCCGGCUUCGCCUACAGGCGCACUUAUGAGGCCUUCCUCGAGAGGUACAAGUGCCUGUGCGCAGAGACGUGGCCGGUGUGGCGCGGGCCAGCAAGCGACGGUGUGCGCAAGCUCGUUGAAGUCAUGAACUACGAACGCGAAGAGUACAGGAUGGGCAACACAAAAAUCUUCAUUCGCUUCCCCAAGACGCUCUUCGAGACAGAAGACGCGUAUCAAAUGAAGAAGAACGACAUCGCGACCAUCAUCCAGAGCCGUUGGCGCGGCUACUGGCAACGCAAGCAGUACCUUAAGAUGAGGGCGGCCGCCAUUAUCAUCCAGAAGUGGGUCCGGCGGUUCCUGGCGCAGCGAUUGCUGGCUAGGAGAAAGAAGGCUGCUGAAGUCAUCAGGGCUUUCAUCAAAGGCUUCAUCACACGCAACGGCCCCGAGACGCCGGAGAACCGCCGGUUUCUGGGGAUUGCGAAGGUGCACUGGCUGAAACGGCUCGCCACCAGACUGCCCACCAAAAUCCUGGACCUCAGCUGGCCGGUCCCGCCCGCCACGUGCCAGGAGGCUUCCAAAGAGCUGCAGAGGCUGCACCGAGCACUUCUCUCCCGGAAGUACCGCCUGGCGCUGUCGCCGGAGGACAAGAAACAGUUCGAGCUCAAGGUUCUCGCCGAGAAGAUGUUCAAGGGCAAGAAGAACAGCUACCCAGGCAGCGUCUGCAACCUCUUCGAAGUGGACCGCCUCAGCAACGAGCUGCAAGUUCUACGUGGAACGUUCAUGGCCUCUGCUGCUUGGCCCACGGGCGAGAAGCUCAUCUAUUCAAGCGAAGCCAUAAAAUACGACCGACGAGGCUACAAACCCCGCGAGCGCGCACUUCUCGCCUCUGACAAGGCCUUGUACGUCCUCGACGCAGCUGGACGAAAGACCUUCAAGCUGAAACACCGGCUGCCACUUGACAAACUGAGGGUCAUCGUCACCAAUGAGACGGAUAGCUUGGUGUUGAUCAAGAUUCCGCAAGAGCUGAAGAAAGACAAGGGUGACCUGAUCAUCUCGGUGCCGGAGCUGAUCGAGGCGCUGACCAUCGUCACCGACUACACGAACAAGCCCGAGCUCAUCGAAAUCGUUGACACUAGGACGAUCGCGCACAACCUGGUGAACGGCAAGCAGGGCGGCACCAUCGAGGUGAUCAACGGGCCGCAGCCCGCCAUCCAGCGCGCCAAGAGCGGCAACCUGCUCGUGGUGGCCUCUCCCUAAACGUACCGACCAGUAUUGAGAUUAUUGAGAGCAACAACUCUUCCUCAUGUUUUUAUUUUCACCACUCCGUAAUUUAUUCUUCAUCUACACCUUAAAAUGUCUAUAUCUUGAAAAUGAACCUUACUGUUAGAAGAUUAAGGUCGAAAAUGUACGUAAUAACUUUAAAUAUUAGCAAAACAAGUCAUCUGAGACUCUGAGAGUGCCUUUUAUGAAAUGUCCUGGCUGGCAGGUCCAUUUGUAUUCAAGUAAAAUGUUUACAUAUUUUUCCUGUAUAACCUAAGUAAAAAUUGUCAUGAUUACUGAUAUCUAUAUAUUUAUUUAAUAUGACGUCAUAUAAUUAUUAUGAAUCCAUUUAUGUAUAAAAUACUUGUUGUUAUAUUUAUAAUCAGUUUUGAAAGUAGGUUAUUAUUUCUAAUGUCAUGUUUACAUUAUGCAAGUGACUAGACUUUUGGUCAAAUAUGAUGACAUACAAAUGCAAGUACCUAUAAAGAAAAAGUCGAAACAAAUAGAAUUAAUGUUGAAAAAACUUUCCUUUCUCUUUUUAGAAGAGUUAUCAGAAACGGUGUUCUAAAAAUGAAUUUACAGGAAACAC